Anopheles darlingi is the source of this 1081-nucleotide messenger RNA. RefSeq names its product ADP-ribosylation factor-like protein 2 (gene Arl2). Gene Ontology annotation, biological process: protein folding. The coding region runs from base 186 to 740 and encodes 184 amino acids. Gene Ontology annotation, cellular component: microtubule cytoskeleton; cytoplasm. Lineage: Eukaryota; Metazoa; Arthropoda; Insecta; Diptera; Culicidae. The transcript has 2 exons. Gene Ontology annotation, molecular function: GTPase activity; GTP binding. The record is from RefSeq and is a predicted model, not a curated record.
UUGGAAAACGCUUUUACCGAAAGUGGUGGUUUUGCAACUUUUUCAGAGUUUUUUUUAGAGAAUUUCGUGAUAAAAUAAAGGUGAUAACAGCAAAUUCAAGUCGUUUGCAACCCCCUCCAUCGUUCCCGUCGUAAAACUGGGCCGGGAAAACGUAAAAAACCGAACAAAACAAAAGCGCUAGCAAGAUGGGAUUUCUUUCGAUUCUGAAGAAAAUGAAGCAGAAAGAGAAGGAAAUGCGAAUAUUGCUGCUCGGACUGGACAAUGCCGGCAAAACCACCAUCCUCAAGCGAUUCAACGGAGAACCCAUCGAUCAGAUCUCGCCCACGCUGGGAUUCAACAUCAAGACGCUGCACUACAAUGACUACGUGCUGAAUAUGUGGGACGUCGGGGGACAAAAGUCGCUCCGCUCGUACUGGCGAAACUACUUCGAGUGCACGGACGGACUCAUCUGGGUCGUCGACAGCACGGACCGGAUGCGCAUGGAAUCUUGCCGGGCCGAGUUAACGCUGCUGCUGGAAGAGGAACGAUUGGCCGGUGCUACGCUUCUCGUGCUGGCGAACAAACAGGAUCUCCCAGGAGCGCUAACGGGUGUAGAAAUUAAGGAUAUACUAGAGCUGGAUAAAAUCGAAACGCAUCACUGGUCCAUCCAGGGUGUGAGCGCCGUCACUGGAGGGAAAUUGGUCGAAGCGAUCGAUUGGUUAGUGGAGGAUAUCUCGAAGCGGAUCUUUACACUAGACUAGACACGUGAAACGUGUAUCCAUGUGAAACAAUACAUUCUAAACCUAUUUAUUUAAUACAUAGCUAACCAGAUUAAACGUGAGAAGAACUAUUCCAAAUGCGGUGCUUCGUUUUAGGAUUAUUCUUGUCGCUAGCGCUGAGAGGCGUCAAGUGCGCCGAAUCAACGAUGUUUCUGAAAGCAAACCACAAGGAUAAACCAUGACCGUGCCUUCCAAAUAGCUAGCUGUACGUUCAAAGUAACUUACUUGAACUCUUCAUAGUUUUUAGACGAUAAUACCGCGCGUAGCUUGGCAUCGUUCCUCAGCGAAUAGAGAUUAUCUUCACGUAUUUGCUCUAGACAGCG